CUCGCUCACAUUUUCGACGCGAUUCGAUGCGUGCUCCGCUUUUUUUUUUUCUCGCCUUUUGAUCGAUUGGCGAUGGCAGCGCUCCAAUGUAGACGCUUGAGGUAGGCUUCUAGGGACGAGAGAAGUUUGUAUGGAUCCGCAGAAUAAGUACGCCCGGUACACUAACGAGCAGCUGGAGAUCUUGGAGCUUGUUUACAAUGAGUGCCCCAAGCCCAGCUCUCUGCGCCGCCAGCAGCUCAUGAAAGAAGCUCCCAUUCUCGCAAACAUCGCCCCCAAGCAGCUCAAAGUUUGGUUCCAAAACCGGCGAUGUCGAGAGAAGCAAAGGAAGGAAACCAGCCGCCUCCACGGUCUCAACUCCAAGCUCACUGCUUUGAACAAGAUCCUUGUGGAGAACAAUGACCACCUUGCGAAGCAAUCCACGCAGCUUACACUGCAAAAGCACACGCUGAGGAAGCAUCUCUAUGGAGAUUGCAGCAGCCAGAGGCCGCCGAUGGAAGCAUCGCAAGUAGGAGGCGCUCUUGCUGCGGGGAGUUCCGAGAUUGCUGGAACCUCCGAACUUCCAAACAUACAGCAUCUUUCUCUCGACCAUGGUCCUGUCGGAUUAUCGGCAUUGGCAGAGCAGUCGCUGGCUGACUUUCUUGCGAAAGCCACAGGUACUGCUGUUGACUGGAUCCAGUUGCUCGGGAUGAAGCCUGGUCCUGAUUCUUUUGGCAUCGUAGCAAUUUCACACGGAUGUGAUGGUAUUGCAGCAAGAGCACUGGGUUUGGUUGCACUGGAGGCUACUCGAAUUGUGGAGGUUUUAAAAGAUAAGACCUCUUGGCUUUGGGACUGCCGACGCUCGGAUGUUAUCCAUAUAUGCUCUUCCGAGAAUGGAUCAACAAUGGAGAUUAUGCACACGCAGCUUUAUGCUCCGACGACGCUUGCUCCUCCUCGUGAUUUUUGCACCUUGAGAUUGACCACGUCCUUGGAAGAUGGAAACCUUGUGGUCUGUGAGCGCUCCAUAAGUGAUGCAGAAUGUCUAUCCUACGUUCCAUCCACGCAGUACUUUGUACGCGCGGAGAUGCUUACGAGUGGCUAUCUGGUUCGUCCUUGCGAAGGUGGGAGCUGCAUUGUACACAUUAUUGACCACUUGGAUCUAAAGCCUUCUAGUGUCUCUGAGGUUCUUACGCGUCCUUUGUAUAGGUCCUCGUCUCUCCUUGCACAGAGGAUGACUGUCAAGGCACUGCGCUUCUUAAAGCAUCUUGCUCAAGAGGAAAUUGGCGAAAUUGUUGUCGGUGGCGGUCAGCAGCCUUCCGUGCUGAGAUCUCUCAGCCGGCGCAUGGCAAGAGGCUUCAAUGACGCUGUAAAUGGAUUUCCAGACGAUGGAUGGUGCACUAUGGGUGGCGAUGGCUUGGACAAUGUAGCUGUCAGCUGCAAUGCCACGAUAAACUUUAGCCUUUCAAAGUUUCAGUCUGAUAGGUUGUCUAGUCUGGCUGGAGUAUUGUGUGCCAAGGCAUCCAUGCUUCUUCAGAAUGUUCAUCCUUCGUAUCUCAUACGAUUUUUAAGGGACCACCGGUCAGAGUGGGGAUGCAAUAUGGAUUUUUUCCAGCAGGAUGCUGCAUCCAGAAGUCAUGGGAAAAGGCAAGCACACGUUCCACUUUUUCACACAGCAAAGGAAGAUUUUUUGGAGGCAGUGAUUUUGGAAGGACAUUAUUCCGCAGAAGAUGGAACAAUACUUUCCAGGGAAAUUUAUCUGCUACAGUUAUGUAGUGGAAUUGAAGACGAAGACAUCGAUGGUUGCUCGCAACUCAUCUUUGCUCCAGUCGAUGCCAAUCUUUCCGAUGAUAUGCCGCUUCUGUCGUCAGGAUUCCGUGUCCUUCCUCUUUGCGAUGACAUGGACGACAUUGUCAAGCGUCAAUCCGAUUCCGAAGAGUUGAGAAGCGGCAAGCGAAAGAACCACAAGUUCGCCCGCUCCAUCCUAACCAUCGCAUUCCAGUUCAUGUACGAGGUUGGAACUCGUGACACCGUCGCAGAGAUGGCCCGCAAUUACAUCCGAAACGUUAUGGACUUUGUCCAACGCAUCACUCUCUCGCUCGCUGCGUCAUCUCUCGGAUCUUCCUCGGCUGACGCUCCCUUCGUGUCAUCCAAAGGAGCUUCGCUCAUCCAUCAGAUUCUACAAAGCUACAGUGUCAGUCAUGGAGUCGAUAUCAUACCUCGCAACUUCACUGACAAGGACGCUAUCGUGAUGCUCUUCUGGCACUACGCCGCAGCGAUUAUAUGCUGCUCUCUAAAGGCUACACCAGAAUUUGUGAUCGCCAACCAAGCUGGCCUACAAAUGCUGGAAACCAAAAUCGAAGAGCUUCAAACAGUAUCCUGGGAGAGGACUAUCGGCUAUGGUCUCGACAGCGAGCUAGCAAAACUACUCCGGGAGGAAAAUGGCGAGCUUCCAGAGGGAAUCGCUCAAACGAGCAAGGGAAAAAGAGUGUGCUACGAGCGUGGACUAGUGUGGAGAGUGGACGAGCAGCACUUGGCUCUCAUGUUCGUCAACUGGUCAUUCCAGGCGGGAAUCUGACGGCUCGACGAGCCCAGGAUCGACGGCUGUGAGAGGGCAUCGUUUGUUUGUAAUAAUAAUAAUAGAAUUAUUAUUUUAUCCCGCCCAGGUGAAGCAUUCAAA
Selaginella moellendorffii is the source of this 2653-nucleotide messenger RNA. RefSeq names its product homeobox-leucine zipper protein HOX32. Gene Ontology annotation, molecular function: DNA-binding transcription factor activity; DNA binding; lipid binding. Bases 131 to 2551 code for a protein of 806 amino acids. The record is from RefSeq and is a predicted model, not a curated record. The transcript is spliced from 18 exons. Lineage: Eukaryota; Viridiplantae; Streptophyta; Lycopodiopsida; Selaginellales; Selaginellaceae.